GACUCCCCCUCCCCCAGGUCCCUCCUGAGUCCCCUGAAGAUGCCCUGGAAGCAAGUUUGAGAGUUCAGGGGGAAGGUCAGGAAGUCUUCCAGGGUAGCUGUUCCUGGCUUCUGUUGGUGUUGGUUAGAGGAACCAGCAGAGAGCUAGAGAGCCCAUCUCCCAGUCCUGGAUUCCCCCCAGCACCCCAUGGCCCUGAGAUUGGACCUGCCUGACCACGCUCAGCUUGUCCUGGAGGGACACUCACAAGCCCCCUCUACCCCAGAGGCUGAACCAGCAGCUCGUGCCACCCCUCUGACUGCCCCUUGGAGCCCAUCCAGCCCAGCUUGACCAAUGUCCACAGCCAGGGAACAGCCCAUCUUCAGCACACGGGCGCAUGUGUUCCAGAUCGACCCAGCUACCAAGCGGAACUGGAUCCCUGCGGGCAAACACGCGCUCACCGUGUCCUACUUCUAUGAUGCCACCCGCAACGUCUACCGAAUCAUCAGCAUUGGGGGUGCCAAGGCCAUUAUCAAUAGCACUGUCACCCCCAACAUGACCUUUACCAAAACCUCCCAGAAGUUUGGACAGUGGGCAGACAGUCGUGCUAACACUGUCUACGGCCUUGGCUUUGCUUCUGAACAGCAUCUGACCCAGUUUGCUGAGAAGUUCCAGGAAGUGAAGGAAGCAGCGAGACUGGCGAGGGAGAAAUCUCAGGAUGGCGGGGAGCUGACCAGUCCAGCCCUGGGGCUGUCUACCCACCAGGUGCCCCCGACCCCCCUCGUCAGCGCCAAUGGCCCGCCCAGCGACGAGAAACUGUUCCGUAGUCAAAGCGCUGAAGCCCCUGGCCCAGCAGAACGAGAGCGGCUCAAGAAGAUGCUGUCAGAGGGCUCUGUUGGCGAGGUACAAUGGGAGGCCGAGUUCUUCGCGCUGCAGGACAGCAACAACAAGUUGGCGGGCGCCUUGCGGGAGGCCAACGCAGCCGCAGCGCAGUGGAGGCAGCAGCUGGAGGCCCAGCGUGCAGAGGCCGAGCGGUUGCGGCAACGGGUGGCUGAGCUGGAGACCCAGGCAGCCGCAGAACCAACCCCAGUAAGUGAGAAGGAGGGGCCAAGCCAGGCGCUGGAGCAGCUGGAGUCCCUAGUGCAAACCAAGGACCAAGAGAUCCAGACACUGAAGAGCCAGGCUGGUGGACCUCGAGAAGUCCCUGAUGCAGUGGAGCGAGAGGAAACACAGCAGAAGGUGCAGGAUCUGGAAACCCGAAAUGUGGAGUUGGAGCACCAGCUGCGGAUGACAGAGCGCAGCCUCGAGGAGGCUCGGGCUGAUCGGGAGCGGACAAGGGCUGAGCUGGGCCGAGCUGCACAGCUUUUGGAUGUCAGGCUGUUCGAACUGAGCGAGCUUCGGGAGGGCCUAGCCCGCUUGGCUGAGGGUGCGCCCUGAGCCCAGCCUGGCAGGCAGUCCUCAUAGGAGCUGAGGCCUAUUCGAGGUUUUAUACAAAUGCUUUCUGUCUGGGGUAUGGGCUGGCUGCAGGCGGUCCAGCAGGCCAUUUGCCCUGGCAGGGACUGGGGCAACUCAGCCCCCAGGAGGGCCUGGUGGCUCACAGCUCAAGGUCUGGGGCUUUUCAUUGUAUAGGAUUUCUGGAAUCCUCAGGGCACAUGCUAGUGCCUAGAUUACAUUUCUAAGCAUG
This is a messenger RNA of Phyllostomus discolor (pale spear-nosed bat), 1660 nucleotides long. It is a transcript of the gene HOMER3, whose product is annotated as homer scaffold protein 3. The record is from RefSeq and is a predicted model, not a curated record. NCBI's taxonomy places the organism in Eukaryota, Metazoa, Chordata, Mammalia, Chiroptera, Phyllostomidae. Gene Ontology annotation, biological process: regulation of store-operated calcium entry; G protein-coupled glutamate receptor signaling pathway. The transcript has 10 exons. The coding region runs from base 331 to 1413 and encodes 360 amino acids. Gene Ontology annotation, cellular component: cytoplasm; dendrite; plasma membrane. Gene Ontology annotation, molecular function: G protein-coupled glutamate receptor binding.